This is a messenger RNA of Colletotrichum truncatum, 2211 nucleotides long. RefSeq names its product aspartic endopeptidase. NCBI's taxonomy places the organism in Eukaryota, Fungi, Ascomycota, Sordariomycetes, Glomerellales, Glomerellaceae. Gene Ontology annotation, molecular function: aspartic-type endopeptidase activity. Gene Ontology annotation, biological process: proteolysis. The record is from RefSeq and is a predicted model, not a curated record.
AUGAACGACGAAAGGUUCGAACCUAGACGCGUUGAAGAAAAGAUACUAGCCAGGGAAGUUGAUCACGGAAUAGAGGCGGUAUCGCCGCAAUACGUUCCGGAUCAUGUUCAACAUGACGCUGGGCACGCCUACUGUUUCCAACCACAAUAUCAGCAUCCACCGCCGGAAAAGAAGAUAUGCGGUCUAAGGCGCUCAACAUUCAUCCUUGCGGUCAUCCUAGCGAUAGUGAUCAUCGGAGGAUCUAUCGGCGGAGGCGUUGGUGGUUCAUUGGCGGUCGCUGAAGCUAGGAAACGAGCCCAAGAAGAAGCACAAUCAACACCUGUCGCAACAGGGGCUACGACGGCCACAGCGACAAGUUCUUACCCCUCAGUACCGACGACGGCCACAGCGACAAGUCCUCACCCCUCAGUACCGACGACAGGUGUGCUGGCACUCGACUGCCCAAGACUUACAGGCACAACGUCCUCGGUGAUUGUUGGAGAUGAGACGUUCCAUUUUGACCUGAAUUGUGGGGUGGACAACAACGGAUCGAACCUCGACAUCGUCGCCCUCGUAGCAUACUCUCUUGACGACUGUCUGUUGGCGUGUGCCUCGCACAAAUCGAAAGGCGGCUCUAAUGCUUGCGCCGGCGUUCAGUUCCACGCCGACCUCACCGAUCUCGUGCAGAGAUUCUCGGGAAACUGUUUCCUGAAGAAGAGCAAGGGCACGGCUGUGAACGCCACCGACUCAGUCUCCCAUCCCAACCGUGAUUACGAGGACGCUCCCUUUUGCCCUGCCAGAAUGGCGUUGCUCGGCAUGGUGCCCCGAAUGAGGCUUGCCCUGCCAGGCCACCCAUCAGCCAUCAACAACAUCACCGGUGGCGGAUAUUACUCCGAGGUGGAAGUGGGCACGCCAGGCCAAAAAGCGUUGCUACAUCUUGAUACGGGUAGCAGUGACACAUGGAUUAUCGACAAGCAGGCUGAUCUCUGCACGAGUCGGUCCAUGCAAAGAACAUAUGGCACCGGCUGUUCAACAACCUUUGACACGGACAAGAGCUCGACUUACAAGCUCGUCACGAGAAAUGGCUUCGACAUAACUUACUUGGACAGCCGAAAUAUCCAGGGCGACUACAUUUCCGAUACGGUGGUCAUCAAUGGAAAGAAGGUGUCAAACCAGCAGUUGGGAUUGGCGAUACGGACGGUGAAAGGGACAGGUUUGAUGGGCCUGGGCUUCACAAAGAACGUGGCCACACGGCGCUCCUAUCCGACCAUUCUCGACAACAUGGUGUCGCAGAAGGUCAUUGGUCGCAAAGCCUUCAGUCUCUGGCUGAAUGACCUGACUUCAUCAGAAGGAACGCUGCUCUUCGGAGGAAUCGACACGGAAAAGUUCAUUGGGUCGCUCACAACGCUGCCUCUCGUCAACGAUUACCACUCCGGUCAAAUGACCAGCUACAGCGUGGCUAUGACCGGAGUAUCCGUCGAGAGCCCAGACGAGAAGAAGCUGGAGUUGGCGACCAACACCUUCAAUGCUUCGACCGUACUCGAUUCUGGAUCCACGGUGUGCCUGCUCCCAGACAGUCUGACCAAACAGAUCUGGGCCAAGUACGACGUUUUCGACGCGGGCUACGGCUUCGUGGACUGCAAGUGGAGAGGGCCGCUCGGCGCCGACCACUUUGUCGACUUCCAAUUUGACGGUGUCAAGAUUCGAGUCCCGUUGGAAGAGAUGGUUCUUGACAACCUCGGCCCCAUCAUGGAUGAGAUCGGGGGUUUGCUCCCGUUCACCAACCCCUGCAUGUUCGGCAUUCAGAGCGGCGCGACCUUUGACGUCACAAGCAGCAGAUUCGCCCUCUUGGGCGACACGUUCCUGCGAAGCGCAUAUGUGGUGUAUGACGAGACCAAUCACCUGGUCGGUAUUGCACAGGCAAACCUGAACACUACCCGUUCAAACAUCAUCGAGCUACGCGCAGGUGAGACCACCCUGCCGAAGGCGACUGGCGUUGCGAGCCAAGUAACGUCACCGGCUCCGACGCCGACUCGGACGGUUGGCGGAGGCCUCAAACCUGGUGAAACAGAAACAGCAGGAACAACAGCAGCUUCUGUCACGCCGACAGCAAGCGAAUCCUCAAAUGCUGCGGCCCGACAUGGCGCGGCGCCUCUGGGGAUGGAGGGGUUCAUCAUGAUGGCACUUACAUCUAUAUUUGCUGUCGUUGGCGCAGUCUUUAUGGCUGCCUGA